Molecule: messenger RNA, 1058 nt
Organism: Pipistrellus nathusii (Nathusius's pipistrelle)
Lineage: Eukaryota; Metazoa; Chordata; Mammalia; Chiroptera; Vespertilionidae
Source: the annotation of a GenBank genome assembly
AUGUUAAAAAAUAAGGGUCAUUCAUCUAAACGAGAGAACUUAGCCGUCGCUGCAGUUGCACUACAAGACCACAUUUUACAUGAUCUUCAACUGCGGGAUCUUUCGGUGGCUGAUCAUUCCAAGACAAAGGCACCGAAGAGAGAGAACACAUCAAAGUCUCUGAAAAGAAACACAAAAGCUGUCACAAAGACUGCACCAGGCCCCAAAGAGGAAGACCCAGAAAGAGAGUAUGUUCUUGAUCCAAAGCCGCCUCCAUUAACGUUAGCGCAGAAGCUGGGCCUGUGUGAGCCUCCCCCAUUGCCACUCUCCUCAGAUGAGUGGGAGCAGGUGAAGCAGAGGUCCGUCUCGCAGGGGGACUCCUCGCAGCCCUGCCCGAUCUGCAGGGAGGAGUUCCAGCUCCGGCCCCAGGUGCUGCUUUCAUGUUCCCACGUGUUUCACAGGGCGUGCCUUCAGGCCUUCGAGAAGUUCACAAGCAAGAAGGCCUGUCCGCUCUGCAGGAGAAGCCAGUACCAAACCCGCGUGAUCCACGACGCGGCCCGGCUCUUCAGAGCCCAGUGUGCGACCCGGAUCCAAGCUUGCUGGAGGGGACACGUGGUUAGGAAGUGGUACUGGGAUCUGAGGAGGACGCUGCCACCCACAGAUGCCAAGUUGAGGAGAAAAUUCUUUGAGGAAAAGUUCACAGAGAUCAGCCAGCGCAUGCUCUGCUCCUACCACACGGACAUAGACGAGCUUUUCGCUGAGAUUGACCACUGCCUGGCCGUCAACCGCAGCGUCCUGCAGCAGCUGGACGGGCAGUGUGGCCGCAGGCUCAUGGACGACGACUGGCAGGAGAUCCAGGCACAGGCCCUGCAGCGGGAGCCCGCCGAGUGCUCCAUCUGCCUGGCGCCGCUGGCGGGGAGCGGCCCGCGCCCCCGGAGCACUGUGCUGCUGUCCUGCUCCCACGUGUUCCACCACGCGUGCCUGCUGGCCCUGGAGCAGUUCUCCCUGGGAGACAGCUCGCCCUUCCACGCCUGCCCCCUCUGCCGCGCUUGCUACCAGAAGAAAGUUCUCCAAGCUGA